Molecule: messenger RNA, 366 nt
Organism: Cooperia oncophora
Lineage: Eukaryota; Metazoa; Nematoda; Chromadorea; Rhabditida; Trichostrongylidae
Source: the annotation of a GenBank genome assembly
AUGUUCAACUCCAACCAGAAGUGGAUAAUGAUGGCCGCUCGUGUAGUGACAGGGUUCGGUGCAGGGACUUUGUCUGUUCUGAGGGCAUAUGCAGCAACAGCUUCCGUACCACGUGAUCGACUCCGAGCGGUUUCGCUCGGAACUGCUGGGUUUGUGCUCGGUCUUUCUUUCGGGCCAGCAAUACAGGCUGCAUUUACUCCAAUCGGAGAUGUCGGGACACACCUGGGAUCUAUCGUUUUGAACAUGUACACAGUGCCUGCGUUUUUCAUGGUUGUGGUUUCGAUAAUUGGUUGCGUUAUCGUCGUGACAUUAUUUGAAGAGGAGUAUGCUGGUAUUGUCAAGAAGGACGAGAAAGGUUCGGAUUGA